AAUUUCAUCGAAUGACGAUCUGGAGCAGCACUGCCAUGACAUCACCGCAUUCCUUCGCGAUCUGCUUCGAUUGCCCAAUGGCUACCGAAGUGUGCGGGCGUUCUUGGACCAGGACUUCACUUUGAGCUGUGCUUUGCUGACAGGAAGCAAGAAG
Molecule: messenger RNA, 154 nt
Organism: Sphaeroforma arctica JP610
Lineage: Eukaryota; Ichthyosporea; Ichthyophonida
Exons: 1
Source: RefSeq, a predicted model, not a curated record